UCGAUCAUCAGAAACGAUGUCUUGGGAUCACUACUUGGUUGUUGAAAAAGUUGUUCUUCACAUGUUGACAGCUUAAAUUAUGUUGCAAUCUGCAGAUUAUAAAGCUUGCUGGCAUCUUGUUCUCUAGAUCGACUGAAUCAACUGCACCAGAAAUAUUACAGCAUCUGAGGUUAUAAUUUGUGAUCACUUGAUAUCAUGGAUGAGAACAGGAGUUUGCAUGUAACAACUUGGGGAAGAUGGAAGAAGAAGCCAAUGUUUGUUUUCUUUAGAGAUUCAAGGCUUGUUUUUAAGCUGGAUGCUCUUGGUUGGGAGAUCCUAGGCAUUGCAUUGCCCGCUGCCCUUGCUGUAGCUGCUGAUCCAAUUGCUUCUCUGAUUGACACUGCAUUCAUUGGUCAUAUUGGACCGGUGGAACUUGCAGCUGCAGGAGUUUCUAUUGCCUUGUUCAAUCAAGCUUCAAGGAUUACCAUAUUCCCACUGGUGAGUAUUACGACGUCGUUUGUUGCUGAGGAAGAUACUGUUGGAAAAAUGAGCAUCAAAGCUGCAGCAGAGAAGUGCUCAGAUAAAAAUGGUGAAACAGAAGAUGAUAUGCUUGAGAACAUGGAAAAAGGUGAAGGUGGAAAAAAGGGUGAGGAGGACUUGGAAAAGGGUUCACCAAAAAGCAGUGAAAAGAAACCGGAAAAAAUGAUUCCGGCCGGUCAAGAUGUGGAAAAAGGUGCAGCAGGAACCAGCAAGAAAGAGUCUAUGCCAGAAGAUGUGGGAAAAGGAGCAGCAACAAAGAGUGACGCAAAAGAGUCAACACCAGAAGAAGAAGACGAAGACGAAGAUUUUGAUACAACUACGAGCAACAAAGAUCCCUCUGAUUUUGGAUUGAAGAAAAAUAAGACCAAAGUAAAAACCGAGAAAAGACAUAUUGCUUCAGCAUCAACAGCACUACUUUUCGGUGCAGUUCUUGGCAUCAUUCAAGCUGUAGUCCUAGUUUUUGCAGCCAGACCUCUCUUAUAUGUCAUGGGUGUGAAACAAAGUUCCCCUAUGCUAGCCCCGGCACUGAAAUACUUGAAAUUAAGAUCGCUUGGUGCUCCUGCAGUUCUUCUAUCCUUGGCCAUGCAAGGGAUCUUUCGAGGAUUUAAGGAUACUAAAACUCCUCUAUAUGUCAUUCUUGUGGGAUAUACAACAAACAUCAUUUUGGACCCCAUACUCAUCUUUGUCUUGCGUUUGGGCAUCAGCGGUGCAGCAAUUGCUCAUGUUCUUUCUCAGUACUUGAUUUUGUCAAUCCUCUUGUGGAUGUUGAUGAGAAAAGUUUAUCUCCUACCUCCAAGUCUUAAGCAAUUGCAGCUUAGUCGAUUUUUCAAAAAUGGUGGUCUUCUGUUAGCAAGAGUGGUAGCUGUCACAUUCUGCGUCACCUUGGCAGCCUCGUUGGCAGCACGGCUGGGUGCCACGCCAAUGGCUGCUUUCCAGACUUGCUUACAGGUCUGGUUGACAUCAUCUCUUCUCUCAGAUGGCUUGGCUGUUGCUGGACAGGCAAUUCUGGCUUGUGCAUUUGCUGAGAAAGACCUCAAGAAGGCAACAGCUAUUGCAAACAGGGUAUUACAGAUGAGUUUUGUUCUUGGGGUGGGGCUUGCUCUCGUUGUUGGAGUUGGCUUGUACUUUGGAGCUGGGAUCUUUUCAAGAGAUGUUCAUGUUCUUCACCUCAUAAAAAUUGGACUCCCGUUUGUUGCUGCUACACAACCUAUCAAUUCAUUAGCUUUUGUCUUCGAUGGGGUGAACUUUGGAGCGUCUGAUUUUGCAUAUUCUGCUUACUCAUUGGUUAUUGUGGCCGCAGCAAGCAUUACAUCAUUGUUCAUUCUUUACAAAGACAAUGGAUUUGUAGGAAUCUGGAUUGCUUUAACCAUCUAUAUGUUUCUGCGUGCAUUUGCUGGUAUUUGGAGGAUGGGCACUGGAACAGGACCUUGGCGCUUUCUGAGGAAUGGGUCGUUGCCCUAGAUCGAGGGCCUAGGCAUUGCAACCUCCAUGGAUGUCUAUACUCGAUCAUCAAGCAACAUAUUUACGAUGCUACAUUUCUCUUUUUCUUUUAUUUCGCCCAUGUUAUGUAAUUGGUUUACAGACUUUUAUUUCUUUUCUUUUCUUUUUUUUCUCUACUUGUUUGUAUCCGGAUUGGACCUACUAAAAUAUCCUUGUGUUAGAAUAUUGUUGUUAAAAUUUAUAGUAUUGGUGAAGCCAUU
Molecule: messenger RNA, 2219 nt
Organism: Corylus avellana
Lineage: Eukaryota; Viridiplantae; Streptophyta; Magnoliopsida; Fagales; Betulaceae
Product: protein DETOXIFICATION 43-like
Biological process (GO): transmembrane transport
Cellular component (GO): membrane
Molecular function (GO): antiporter activity; citrate transmembrane transporter activity; xenobiotic transmembrane transporter activity
Source: RefSeq, a predicted model, not a curated record